This is a messenger RNA of Dermacentor andersoni, 1017 nucleotides long. The record is from RefSeq and is a predicted model, not a curated record. Lineage: Eukaryota; Metazoa; Arthropoda; Arachnida; Ixodida; Ixodidae.
GACUUGAGUUGUUUGUGAUAUCGGCUCAUGUAGGUAUACCUUAAUAGAGGCGGCAAGAUAAAGCCUGUGACGACGUGUAAAAACAUCUGCGAAAUCAGUCACAGCCAUUCAGUGCAAGUUCCCGCCCAGUAGAGAAAGCACGCACAUUUUUACUACGGCCUUCGUUGAAGAGCAUCCGCCGCGGCUGUGGGAGGCAAGUGCUGCCGCCGGGUUUACCUACCGGAGAAAUAGGCCCAAGCGCGCUCUCGGCCUGGUGCUCAACCAUUACGGGACCUCAACGCUUGGCGAUGGUUCCCAUACUCGGCUACUGGAACGUCAGGUCCCUGGGACAACCUAUCCGCAACUUGCUCAUCUACAAGGCAGUCGAGUUUGAGGACAAACAGUACGAAAUCGGUCCCCCGCCCGUCUACGGCCGGUCCGCCUGGCUGGAGGAAAAGUCAACGCUCGGCCUCACGUUCCCCAACCUUCCGUACUACAUCGACGACGACGUUAGGCUGACCCAGAGCUUGGCCAUCCUCCGCUACCUGGGACGAAAGCACGACCUGGCGGCCAGGAAUGAGCAGGAGACCGCAGAACUGGACGUGAUCGAGCAGCAGGCCCGGGACCUGUGCCUCAAGCUGAUCAAUGCGGCCACGCCGAAACCUAAGGACGAGUACGGUCUCGACUCGUACUCCAAAAAGGUGGGCGAUGUCCUGGAGCCCUGGGACGACUUCCUAGCCGCCAGGAAGUGGACGAUGGGGGACAGGUUGACAUACGUGGACUUCCUGCUCUACGAAGGGCUCGACUGGCACCGACAGUUCAAACCAUGGGUUGUGCAAGGCUACAUGAACAUCGUGGAGUAUCUGAAGAGGUUCGAGCAGCUCCCCAACAUCGAGGACUAUUUCACUUCGGACCGCUAUAAAAAAUGGCCUAUCCUGGGCCCCAUGAGGACGUGGGGCUACAAGAAGUAUUCCAAGUGAGACGCGUUGGCUGUUGUAGCUGUUUGCUUCCAAAAUAAAGUGUUCCGGUUAUUUCUUC